AUUCUUAAGACAUUUAAAUACACCCUUGAUGCAAGGUCAAGCCGACGAUUACACUUUGGACGCAUUUGCUUCUUAUGGCAGCACAAACCUAAUCGAGCUUGAAGUUAUCUCCACAGCUGAAGGAACACACCAGGGUUUUUAACUGUUGCUGUUGUGAGAGGAAAGUGUUUAAAGUCAUUACUCAAAGAAAAUAACGUAACAGUCAAAUUUGAAGGCAGCACAAUAAACUGUUAAGCAACAGGCCAUUCGUUAUCCGUGGCCUGCUCUCUGUCAUCUGAGGAGCAGUAUAUAAACUGUAUUAUCUAAGAUAUGUCAGCAUGCCAGUGAACAUAUUAAAUAAAGUUGUAGAAUACAAAUGCCAACAUUUGUGAGUAAAUUGAUAUCUCAAUUAACAUUGACAGAAACACUUUUGACAACAGAAAAUGCAUGCCUCACAUUUUACAUUAGCCUUUUAAAUUUUGAUAAAAAAAGUUGAACUUACUUAUUGCUAAGCAUAUCACAAGGCCAUACGUGCAUUGCCAGACACAUGGUCACUUUAACUGUGUUUCCCAUUAACUGAACAUCUCCAAAUAUCAUACAGCUGUUUAUUCAAAACAUUUGGUUUCUUUUCACAUAAGAAAUAUAAAUACUAUUGUAUGGGUGUGCCAUGACCUAGUUAAGACAAAGAUGGAUUCCAGGCAGAGGAAAAAAGGCUCAAGAUGUCACAGGGUAUUACAUCCAGUACAUAAUCUUCCUUCUUCUCAAUCCUUUAAAAGGAGGUAUCAUAGUUUUUAUCAUAGUCCGUGAGAGAUGAGGAAAUCAAGUGUAAGAUCCCUUUUGGAACAAAGGAAACCCAUAUAGGCCAUUGAGUCCUGUUUUAGGAAAAUGGCUGCCGAUAGCGCUCGGCCCCCUCUCUCUGCUCUCUGUUGAAGGACUCCUGAGCCGUGCCUCUAAUAGCAGACAGCUCCUCUGCUGCUGCGCUCUGAUUGGCCCGCCAGAGCUGCCGCUGUUAACCAGCCAAUUGCCCGAUCACUGCAAAACACCAAGCAAUGUCAAACUAAAUCCACUUUAGGCGACAAUAUAAGUCUCGAAAAUGGUAUUAAAAAAUGGUAAGCGUUAUGAUAAUACAAAUAAAAGCUCCACGGGUUGUUAAUAUUUGUUUAAAAGCCAGCACGUACCACAACGGUUUGGCACUAGUUUGUUGGUCUGGAUUACAAAACUGACACAACGUAACACACCGCCGCAUUCCAACGGUUAUAAACGUUAGCCUCGUAAUUAACUUCAACGUUUUAUCAGCCGAGUGUGAGACAUCUCCCAUUCGCAGUCAUCUUCUGUCUCUACAUCCGCGGAGUCCCCAUGUGUUUGUUUUCCUUCACAAAUAUAGUCCGAUAUGGUUUAAUUGUUCAACGACUACACAAAAACCUUCGUCCAAAUCCUUUUUAAUGGCCUUUUACUGUCAGUUGAGAAGAUUGCCCCUGUGUCUAUCUUGUGUUUGCCAUUUGGGUAAAUACAGUCAGCAGAUUCGACACAAAAUGAUUUAGAGGUUUAGAGACACAAGGCAGUUACCGGUCAUAUACUAAUAUAUAUAAAUGCAUACGAACGUUUUUGACUGUGCAUUUAUAAAACAUCCGAUUUUUUUUAGAAAUCAAUAUCAUUAAAAAAUAACCCGUGGAAAUAAAAUAUAAAACUCUGGCGAAAGUGCGGCUAGCAUCAGCGUUGGGCAAGCCUAGCGGUGUAUUGUGGGAGAGACAGAAGCUACAGACCAGAGGCACACAAUAUGUGUUGGCUCUCGCCGAAAAGGAGGCAGUAUUCUUCAAGCUAAAUCAUGUAAUGUAAGCGGCGAAAGGAAAGCGAUUUCGUCUUUUCAUCAAUUAAAGAAAAUAUCUCGAUCGGACGAACCAUGUCCAAGCCAGGGGAGAAAUACAGAUUGAACGAAGACCAUGGCAGAAAGCAGAGUUCAAGUUUGGCGAACGGCAUGGACAGUCAUCCCGGCUGCGGCUCGGCGGAGAAGCGGGGCCACCACUGCAGAAGUUACAAGUUGAUCAUCGACCCGGCGUUGAAGAAGGGAUCCCACAAACUGUAUCGCUACGAUGGGCUGACUUUCAACAUGCCCAACCCCGGGAUGCCCCCGGUGGACAUGGUCCGAGACCCGAGGAUCGGUCGUCUCUGGACUAAAUACAAAGAGACCGACCUCCCGGUGCCGACAUUUAAGAUCGAUGAGUGUUAUAUCGGCGACGUGCCUCCCAAGGAGGUGACAUUCGCCAGGCUGAACGACAACAUCAGGGAAGGAUUUCUUGGCGACAUGUGCAAAAAAUUUGGAGAAAUCGAGCACGUCGAGAUCUUGUACAAUCCGAAGAAUAAGAAGCACCUGGGGAUUGCUAAAGUUGUUUUUGAGAACGUGAAAGCCGCCAAAGUGGCUGUGCAGUCGCUUCACAAGACGUCUGUUAUGGGAAACUUCAUCCACGUGGAGCUGGACCCGAAAGGUGAGAAUCGCCUCAGAUACUUCCAGCUCCUGAUGAAUGGCAGCUACACCCCGCUGACCCUGCCUGUUGGUGGGGAGGAGGUCAGAGAAGUCUCCCCUCGCAGCCUGGCAGAAGCCUUACUGGCCUGCGAGCCCAUCCGCAGGUUGUCGGAGAGCAGUGUGUCUGCUGCUGGAGGAGCGUUGCCACCCAGCAGCUCCACCACUCCUCUGUCCCAGGAGACGGGCUACUCCAGCCUGAGGCAGGACACCCCCCAGUCCCAGGGAACCCCUCACACCCCGCGGCAGACUGGCACGCCGUUCUCUCAAGACUCCAAUUUCUCCAGUCGGCAGUCCACCCCGGCGUACCAGUCGAGCCGGGCCGAGAACUCCGGAAGUUACAAAUCUCGCAGACAUGAGGGUAAGUUCCAGGAUGCGUACAACCGCAGACCGGAGAGGCCUAAGUACCGCAGCAACAUGUUCCGGAGUAACACGUCGGAUCAGGCUCCCUUCAAACAGCACCAACUCACCCCACCUGAACCUCCACCUUCCACCCCCACCUUCGCAUACACAGCGCCUCCCCCUGCUACGUCCAACUUCAAAUCCGCUUUCUCGCCUUAUCAGGCUCCUUUGCCCCCCGCGUUCCCCCCGUCGGAGCCUGCUUUCCAUCACCCAGCCCAGAGGGAGGGGGAGUACCUCCGACCUCCGCAGCCGCCUCCCGCAGCUGCCACUGACUUUUUGCCCGUCAAGGAGAGGCCAGAAACUCCUCCGAUCCCAGAGCCCCCGCCGGAGCCCGUUCCCCAUCCGACCACCCCUCCUCCUCAAACCCCAGAGCACUGCCCCUCACCUGGCUCCCCCACGCUGGACCUAGAGCGCAAUAGCCUGGAUUCUCGCAUUGAGAUGCUCCUAAAGGAGAAAAGGACAAAACUGCCGUUCCUGGAGGAGCGAGACUCGGAUUCUGAGGUGCGGAUGGAGGGGAGUCCCAUCUCCUCCUCGUCCUCUCAGCUAUCCCCAAUUCCCCCUUACACGGGGGGCCAGCAAAACUCCCGUCCCUGUAGCACAGGCCUGGAGGAUAUCAGCCCGACCCCACUGCCAGACUCGGAAGAUGAAGAGCCAAUUCCCGGAACUGCCUCCCUGAUCAAGAGAAUCAGUUCUCCUCUCUCGGAGAAGAUGAGCAACAGUGACCUCAACGAUAGGCAUUUUCGAUGCCACACUCCGACUGAUCAAAUGGAAACGGGUCACCAGUCGUCAGGGGAGGAUAUGGAGAUCUCUGACGACGAGAUGCCCGGGACCCCCAUCGAGGGUGCAGAAUGUAAAGGCAUCGUCAUGAACUCUGCUGUGUCGGAGAUGCAGACCAUCGCCCUCCCUCCGCCCUACCUCCAGCACCAGUCCGGAUACCAACUCUCCCAUCACCACCUGCCGCCUCACUCUGCUGUCCCGGGACACCCUCACCUCACCGGUGUGCCUCACCACAUGCUACACCCCAUGGGCCCCUUUGCUCACAGCAUGAUGCCCCUGGUGCAGAUGGAGCUGAUGAACUGCCUGCGGUGGGAGCAGUGGAGCACCGUGCCCAUGUCCUUCCAGAUGCAGCAGCAGAUGUUGAGUCGCAUGGCUCAGACUCGAGGGCCCUUUCCUUAUCCACACUAUAUAGACAGUGGUGCUUCGGGGCCGUACGCUGCGCCCUACGUGCCUCUGUCUAUGGGUGCUACGCCUGCUAGCGAUGCAGCAGCAGCAGCACCAGCAGGACCCGGACAGGAAUGGCAGAAUCCCAGUAUACCAAAGUUUAACCCUACUGUUCCUCCUCCUGGAUAUGAUACUAAAAAGGAGGACCCCCACAAGGCCACUGUUGACGGUGUGCUGCUGGUCAUUGUCAAGGAGCUGAAGGCCAUCAUGAAGAGGGACCUCAACCGGAAAAUGGUGGAGGUGGUGGCUUUCAGAGCCUUUGAUGACUGGUGGGAAAAGAAGGAGCACUCGGCAAAGGUAUCUUUGACUCCAGUGAAGGGUGUGGAGGGGAAGGAGGAAGAAAAACCCAAACCUAAAGAGACGAUGGGUUCAAGUCUGCUGGAAAACUGGAACAAGGGCGAGGGGCUGGGCUACGAGGGAAUGGGCUUGGGAAUCAGUUUACGAGGGGCCAUCCGCCUGCCCUCCUUCAAGGUGAAGAGGAAGGACCCGCCUGACGCUGCCGCAGCAGGAGACAGCAAGCGAGCCCGACCCUCCACUCCAGUGGAUGACGAACUGGAGGAUGAAGACCGGGAUCGAGACCAAGCCGAGCUCCCCAACGACGAUUCCAAACUGGACGCCGAUGCUGCAGUGGCGAAGAGACGGCCCUCGAGGCCACUGGAGCUGGACAGCGAGGGAGAGGAGGAGCUGGACACCUCAGGGAAGGAAGAGGAGUCGUUGUCUGACCGGGAGGAGGAGCCUGAGGAAACUCAGGACGGGCUGUCGUCAGGCAAAGCGAGUGGCGAUGAGGAGGGUGAUGAUGAAGACUCUUCCAGUGAAAGCGCUUCCUCAGAUUCAUCUGAUGACGAAGCCGUGAGCUCCACCUCCUCCAAGGCCAGCUCUGUCUCCUCGGCUGAAAGCGCAGACUCCUCUGAGUACGAGUUGAGCUCAGAAGAGGAGGAGGAAGAGGAGGAGGAAGGGGAUGAGGUGGUGUCAGCACGAGAAUCGGAGGCUAAAGGCAAAGUGACCUCUUCCUCCUCUUCGUCCUCAUCAACAUCAUCGUCUGAUGAAGAGGAGAAGGCAGAGACCAAGGCGCCAAGCUCUCCUUCGGGGCCGCCACCAGAGGAGAAGGAGGAGCGGAGGAGCAAGGAGGAGCUGAGCAGUAAAGUCAAACGCAGACCCCCCAGUCCUGAGGAGGAGGUGACAGAGGACCUGAAGCCACCCUCACCCAAAGUCAAACAGCAAGACAUUCCCGUAGUGAAGUCUGAACCUCAGGAGCCCGUAGCAAUCCUUCGGCCCCCGACCCCCACCGGGACCCUGCCCGACAGCGACCAGGAGACGAAAGCCAAAGGUAAAGCAGUGCCUGAAGAAGUAUCCUGCACCCCGGGUAGAUUACCCCCAUGCCCCGUAGAUGCUAAACGACCCCUCCCCAAAUCUGUCUCCGCAUCUGUAAUGCACCUCCCUCUCCCUCCUCACCCGGCAGUAGAAGGUCGUUCCCUCCUCCACCCUCCCCCUGGUCCCCUCCCUGACUUCCCCCAGAGGCCCAGGCUCCCCACAGAUGAGGACCUCCCCCGCACGCCGGGUAGAGACCUGACGGAGCGGGCCCGAAGUCUGGGCAAGUCCCAGAGCACAGACACGAUGCCCAACACCCCCGGCAGUGAGGCCCCCCUGAUGGGCAGCAGCCUGUUGCUCAUCUCCCCUCACAUCCCCGGUAGUCCCUUUUCCUACCCUGCACAAUCCCCCGUCCCGAGUGCUGGAGUCCCCCGCACUCCAGGAAGAGAUUUAACCUUCACUCCUGUCUUCCCUGACCCCACAGCACUGACUUUCAAUAGGAAAAUAUCCUCUGAGAGCCUGGAUGACAGACCUGUUUUCAAGGAGCCCCCCGUCAGCGCCCUGCCCAACCAGUCAGCAGAGCUUUCAGCCAGCGUCCCUGAAGACCUGCCCACGGGUCUCACCGUGGACGUCCCGGUGCCAUCAGACACCGCAACAUCCAAGAGGAAACUUGGUCGACCCAAAGGCAAGAAGACCUUCUCUGAGUUGUCAAAUGAUCAUCUACCCCAUGAUGCAGAUCUGGGAGAUCUAUCCACACAGACGAUCACGGCCCACUCCCCUGACCGGCCGGGCCUGAUCUUCCAGGAAGAAGACGUGAAGCCUAAGACAGUCCUGCCUUCCACAGACAGCUUCUACGAAGAAAAACCACCAGUGGUCGUGAAACCUGCGCGAAGGGCUCGACGAGGCUGGGGGGAGCUUCUGCUAGAGACCCUGUCCCCCGUCACCUCGCCCCCCCGGCCGUACUUCAGCCCGCGCUCCGAGUUUGAAGAAAUGACCAUCCUGUACGAUAUCUGGAACGAAGGCAUCGAUGAAGAAGACGUACGGCUCCUGCAGAUCACUUACGACAAGAUGCUCCAGCAGGAUAACGGCAACGACUGGCUCAACGACACGCUCUGGGUCAACCAUCCUGCUACCAACAUCCCAAGAAUAAAGAAAAGGAGAAGAGACGACGGCAUGAGGGAUCACAUGACCGGCUGCGCCCGGAGUGAAGGAUACUACAAGAUCGACAAGAAGGACAAGAUCAAGUACCUUCAGAGCUCAAAGCUGCAGUCAGAGGAGCCGCCGUUCGACACACAGGGGAUGAGUAUUCCUGCCCAGGUUCACGCCUCCACCAGAGCUGGCUCUGAGCGGCGGUCGGAGCAGCGCCGCCUGCUGUCCUCGUUCGCAUGUGACAGCGACCUUCUGAAGUUCAACCAGUUAAAGUUCCGUAAGAAGAAGAUCAGAUUCUGCAGGUCAGGCAUCCACGACUGGGGUCUGUUUGCUCUGGAGCCCAUCGCUGCUGAUGAGAUGGUGAUCGAGUACGUGGGACAGAACAUCCGACAGGUGAUUGCGGACAUGCGGGAGAAGCGCUACGAGGAGGAAGGCAUCGGGAGCAGCUACAUGUUCCGCGUCGACCACGACACCAUCAUAGAUGCUACCAAGUGUGGCAACUUCGCCCGCUUCAUCAACCACAGCUGCAAUCCCAAUUGUUACGCAAAGGUCAUCACUGUGGAAUCUCAAAAGAAGAUUGUGAUCUACUCCAGGCAGCCCAUUAACGUCAACGAGGAGAUCACCUACGACUACAAAUUCCCCAUCGAGGACGAGAAGAUCCCCUGUUUGUGUGGGGCGGAGAACUGCAGGGGAACGCUGAAUUAACGUCCAUGUGAGCUCCAUCUUCUCUGUCCUUUUCAUUUCGAGGAACUGAAGAGGGAAGGUUUUGUUUUGGAGGAGAAGAAAUCUGCAAGUCAUUUGUCUCCUCACAGAUUAAACUCUAGAUUGUUUACGAUUUAUGGUGCUCUUGAAAAUGAAAAACGCAUUGUUUUUUUAUGUCAAACUUUCUCAAACACUUGCUGGUGCAGCAUUUGCUCCUGUCGUACAGUAUUCAGCAUGACAUCCUUCCACAUCCAGCCCUGGUUUGUACAGUUUACACUUUUAUUUUCUUUCUCUCGUUUGUCUCACAAGCUUUACAUACACCACACAUGGUACAUGGAAUCAACAGCACAUGUUCAGCUGCUACCUAACACUGUUAAGACGCACAAGCCCACCAGGAGAACUCCUCUUCUGUCUGAGGACCAGGUCGGGCCCCUAAGCAGAUGGGAUGACCCCCCCCAGCUUUCUCGCUCCUACCUCCUCUGCACCAGUUUUCUUGGACAAUCCUGCCACAAAAUCUGGAAUAAAUCUGGAAUAUUUGGAUAUCAUGAUAUCAUUUCACCAGCCAAUUAUGGAUCACGCUGCUUCCUAUUAGUUUAUGCAAAAACAAGUCAAAGAUGACAUGCAAAAAUGUAUUAAUGAUAUUCCAGUGUUUUCCAGUUUUGUUAAGGUAGUUCCCCUCUUGCUUGUUUCUUCAAAGACACUAUAUGUAUGUGUGUGAAUGUGUGAGAGAAUUUUUCAUCAUAGCUUAGCGUGUGUGAGUGUGAGUGCACUGCCCCCUGUAGGCCGAGUAAAAGGCCGCCCAAUCACGCAGAGCAAAAGAAAGAGAAUAUUUAAGCAAUUCCUGUCAACAUCCACUAGGAAGCAUUUAUAAAAUACUUCUUAAACUAAGUUUUCAGCUUGUGAAGAAAAGGUUAGUUCUCAUUUUAAGUGCCAUAUGAAUGUUUAACCGUCUUUGUUUAACCUGAGCAGGAGGGAGAAGGACAUAAAAGUCUUUGCCUGGAGCUGUGUUAACAUGUAUGUGAGAAUAAUUGCUGCCUAUUUUUUCAUCAACGUUUGAUGAUGUUUCAGCUGGGAUGACCUUCUCAUGUCUGUGUCCUCUGCAACUACAACACUUAUUUCUCCACCAGUGUUCAAUGUUUCCUUCGAAACUGAAGUGUUUCUAGAACCCAGCAGUGCUCCUGCCGGUACUUUCUUUAUAAACUCAUUAAGAUAAGAAAAAAACUAUUUGUGAAUGCACUCAAGGCUUGCACUUCUGCUUAGCAUCCCCUCAGCCAAUCAUUUCCCCCUAAAGACCAAGUCAAGUCAUUGCUUUUCAUUCAGUUUAUGGAGAAUUUCUUUUUUCACCAGUGAUGUUUAUAUUGUUUAUGAUACUACUUGUACAGAAGAUCUAAAGCUUUUUUAUCUACACAGGGGAAACACUUUUAAGAUGCAUCUUUCUCUCUUUUUUUUUUAACAAAGACUGAGUAUUUAAAAAUAUUUUCAGGGAUCUGUAAAAGGAAUCUGAGGGUUUAAAAAGGUUGUUUAUUUAAAGAAAAAGGUCCACUGUGUACAGGAAAAGUCACCAUCUCCCUUUUUGAAAGAUUGUUUCUUGUGGAAACGUCUUCAUUUUUUGCCUAUUUGCUUUGUAAUCUGACAAAUGUGUAAAUACUGUUACUGUGAAUACUAUAUAAAUAUAUAUAUAUUUUUGUUCCCUGGGAUUUGCUACUCCGCUCAGAGAUCAAUGUAUCAUAAUGGUGAGCGAUGAGCUGGUAGCAGGAAAUUCAGCUUGUGUCAAGCUUUGUUUUUUUUAUUUUCUGUUUGUAAAUUCUAUGAAAAGUUGUUUGCGGUGUGGAGAAAAAACAAAAGGUGCAGAAUCGGCAUGGGAAGAGGAUUGAAGCAUCAGCCAGUUUCUCAUGUCUAUUUAUUACACAACAAAUGUAUGAAAAAGGAAAAGUGGAAAUAAAGCAUUUUGCAUACAUCCAUUAA
Gymnodraco acuticeps is the source of this 9244-nucleotide messenger RNA. RefSeq names its product SET domain containing 1B, histone lysine methyltransferase a (gene setd1ba). The record is from RefSeq and is a predicted model, not a curated record. Gene Ontology annotation, cellular component: Set1C/COMPASS complex. The coding region runs from base 1880 to 7282 and encodes 1800 amino acids. The transcript has 18 exons. Gene Ontology annotation, molecular function: histone H3K4 methyltransferase activity; protein binding; RNA binding. NCBI's taxonomy places the organism in Eukaryota, Metazoa, Chordata, Actinopteri, Perciformes, Bathydraconidae.